UUCUUCUUCAUUCCCUCUCUUAAAUAUCCAGAUUUAAAUAUCAGCGGUAAUUCCCUCGCUCCAUCAAAUUCUUCAAGCUAACUAAUGGAAAACUCAUCAAUAGAGUUGGAUCCAUCUCUCAAACUUGCUAUAGCAAUGGCCCUAGCUCAUUCCCGGCGCCGACAGGGACUUCUUCCCUCCGCCACUACUACAUCUUCUCACCACGACGAUUCUCGAGCGAAAUCCGGUGACAAUUCCGAGGCUGAUGCGAUCAAAUGGAAAAAUAAGGCCAAACAGAGGAAAGGAGAAAUUCUUAAGCUGAAAGAAGAUCUGAAGAUUGCGGAAGAAGGGAUGCAACAUGAUCUAUUUCCCCAAAACAUUUCGUGCAAAUGCUAUUUCUAUGAUAACUUGGGGCAGCUAAGUCCUAGUCACGGAUCCUACCAGGACAGAAUUAAUGAUGUGUUUCACCGUCGAUUUCUCAGACAAGUGAGAUUAGCUGAGAGGAAGAAGAGAAGACAUAAUGGCUUGUUGCUGCAAUCUUAUAUAUCAGACAGGGCUGUUGAAAAUGAAUUGGAGCAAUUGAAAGCUUCAGUUGAUUUUCUCGUGGAGCUUUGUGAGACUUCCUCUGCUACCGGAGCAGAGGAAUCUAAUUUCAAAAAUUGGUCGCACCAGGCUGCUGACUUUAUUCUUGCUGCAUUGAAGGAUUUGUCACUUGGUGAAAAGUUGGAUGAAACCACGAAAAGCAUUGUGAGUUGUUUGAUCAUGCGGCUGAUGCAAAUGAUGUGUAAGGGAUCACAAAAUGAUGAAUCAGUUCCCUAUAGUUUCAGGAUCUAUAUUCAACAUUUGAUGCGAAAACUUGGAAGCGACCCCUAUAUCGGUCAACACAUUGUUCUUGCAGUUUCUCAGAGGAUUUCUAUGGCUGCGGAAACUUUACUCUUUAUGGAUCCAUUUGACAAUGCCUUUCCGAAAAUGCAUAGUUCCAUUUAUCUACUGAUUCAGCUAAUCGAGUUUCUGAUUUCAGACUACUUACUCUCUUGGUCAAUCAGGAGAGACUUGGAUUCAAAGCUUCUGGAAGACUGGGUGAUAUCUGUUUUUCGUGCUGGAAAAGCUUUGGAGCUCUUGGAGAAUAGGAAUGCAGUAUACAUACUUUACAUGGAUCGUGUGACCGGAGAGCUGACCAGACUUCUUGGUCGGGAUCCCUUUCCCCAGAUGCUCAAACCAGACACUCUUGGUAUAUUGUUUGGUUGACGAGAGCAAAGAGGCAUUGCCGCUGCUGCUGAGGUCGAGGAAGAUGGUUGUUGUAAACAAGAGGAGGGUCCGCGCCACCCUCCCACGUGGUGGCGCCCGUGGAAGUUCCUCGUUUCGCGCUAGCCCGUCUUUUCUGCUUCAAAUUUGUUUUGUUCUCGUUUUCUCUAUGUUUUUUGCUCUCUUCUCUUUAUAGGAAGAUACUGGUUGUGACAUAUAUAUGGAUCUUGAAUUCUCGUUGA
Molecule: messenger RNA, 1466 nt
Organism: Salvia hispanica
Lineage: Eukaryota; Viridiplantae; Streptophyta; Magnoliopsida; Lamiales; Lamiaceae
Gene: MPS1
Product: multipolar spindle 1
Biological process (GO): meiotic DNA double-strand break formation; chromosome segregation; meiotic spindle organization
Source: RefSeq, a predicted model, not a curated record